GUCAUCAUCAAAGCCCGCUACGUACAUGCGCAAGUCUAUCUCUAUGUCUGUGGCGAUGUGUGUGUGUGGGGCUCAGGGUUUUGGCCAGUGCAGUGCGUGGUACGUGUAGCAAUAGUCGAGAACGGGUUCGGAUACUAACGCAUUGAUCUCGGGGCAGGGCUUCCUCUAUAAGAAACAGAUGCUGGGUGGAGUGGGUGCUCGACGCGGUAGGGUCUCAUCCCCGAUGGGACGUUUGGCAAACGCAAAUACCUUUAGUCUGGAUGACAACAUUGCCAUCAUUGGAGAUGGCGUCACCAGGGGCGGCACACCGCCGGGUUCGCACCCACUUAACAAGCGCCGACGACCCCUAACAGCCGCUGGCCCGGACAAUUGUGCACCAUUACCAGCGCGUCUCAAUUUGGGUGAUAUUAUGUUGGAAGCAGCUCAGGAAGCAGUGCUAGCAGGGCAUCAACAGGACUCCUUAGGCGGGGGGCACUUGGGUCGAAAGGGAGCCCAUCGCUUAGCUGAUAGAAUGGGUGGCCCGAAAAAAGAGGAAAACCCACCAGGUGGUGGUCCGACGUCAUUGUUUAUCCUAACCGAGGAUAACCCAAUUAGAAAGUACACACGAUUCAUCAUUGAAUGGCCGCCCUUUGAGUACGCUGUGUUAUUGACAAUCAUAGCCAACUGUGUUGUGUUGGCAUUAGAAGAGCAUUUGCCAGAGGGCGACAAGACAGUAUUGGCUCAAAAAUUGGAAAAAACGGAGGCCUAUUUUUUAUGCAUUUUCUGUGUAGAAGCAUCGCUCAAGAUCCUUGCCUUAGGGCUUGUUCUGCAUAAACACUCCUAUCUCAGGAAUAUUUGGAACAUCAUGGAUUUUUUCGUUGUAGUGACGGGCGCCAUGACGAUAUUUGCCGAGGCCAAUAUUGAUGUUGACCUACGCAUGUUGCGUUCGUUUCGUGUUUUACGGCCGCUGAAACUUGUAUCCCGAAUACCAAGUUUACAAGUAGUUUUAAAAUCUAUAAUCAAGGCGAUGGCACCUUUACUGCAAAUCGGACUCUUGGUGUUGUUUGCAAUCGUAAUAUUUGCAAUCAUUGGACUCGAGUUUUAUUCGGGCGCACUGCAUAAGACUUGUUAUAGCUUAGAAGAUCCAAACAAACUAGUGAAGGAAGGUGAAUCGGAGACACCCUGCAACACUGAUAACACCACAGAGAAAGCGGGAGGUUCCUAUGUGUGUAAUAUUACGACAAGUAUGUGUCUGGAGAAAUGGGAUGGACCAAAUUCAGGCAUAACAAGCUUUGAUAAUAUUGGCUUCGCCAUGCUGACGGUAUUCCAAUGUAUUACCAUGGAGGGCUGGACGUCAAUACUAUAUUGGACCAACGACGCAUUAGGUUCAUCAUUUAAUUGGAUAUAUUUCGUGCCUCUUAUAGUUAUAGGCUCAUUUUUUAUGCUCAACUUAGUUCUUGGUGUCUUGAGUGGUGAAUUCGCAAAAGAACGAGAAAAAGUAGAAAAUAGACAAGAAUUUCUUAAACUUAGAAGGCAGCAGCAACUAGAAAGAGAAUUAAACGGCUAUGUUGAAUGGAUUUGUAAAGCUGAGGAGGUUAUAUUAGCCGAAGAACGAACAACCGAGGAGGAGAAAAUGCAUAUUAUGGAAGCUCGCAGGCGAAAUGCAGCUAAGCGAAAAAAGCUGAAAAGCUUAGGAAAGUCUAAAUCAACUGAUACUGAAGAAGAAGAGGCUGAGGAGGACUAUGGCGAUGACGGUUACCUGAAAACCCGUUCAAAACCCCAAGGCAGCUGUACAGGAUUUUGGCGAGCCGAGAAAAGAUUUCGUUUCUGGAUACGACAUACAGUCAAGACGCAAUGGUUCUAUUGGUUCGUAAUAGUGCUCGUCUUUCUCAACACUGUUUGCGUCGCUGUCGAACACUAUGGCCAGCCAACAUUUCUCACGGAAUUUCUGUACUAUGCGGAAUUUAUCUUCCUGGGCCUGUUCAUGUCCGAAAUGUUUAUCAAGAUGUAUGCACUGGGGCCACGCAUUUACUUCGAGUCGUCGUUCAAUCGUUUUGAUUGUGUCGUCAUUAGUGGUUCGAUAUUCGAGGUGAUCUGGUCUGAAGUUAAGGGCGGCUCGUUCGGUCUGUCUGUGUUGCGUGCCCUCCGGCUGUUGCGCAUCUUCAAAGUGACCAAAUAUUGGUCAUCCUUACGUAAUCUAGUUAUAUCAUUGCUGAAUUCGAUGAGAUCCAUCAUCUCAUUGUUGUUCCUGCUCUUCUUGUUCAUACUGAUAUUUGCAUUGCUUGGCAUGCAACUGUUUGGUGGGCAAUUCAAUUUGCCAGGAGGCACGCCCGAAACAAAUUUUAACACAUUUCCCAUAGCACUCCUAACAGUGUUCCAAAUCCUAACCGGCGAAGAUUGGAAUGAAGUUAUGUAUCAGGGUAUUAUAUCGCAAGGUGGUGCAAAGAAAGGAAUGAUUUACUCUAUAUACUUUAUCGUUUUGGUACUCUUCGGUAAUUAUACGCUUUUAAAUGUGUUCUUGGCUAUCGCCGUCGAUAAUUUGGCGAAUGCUCAAGAACUGACAGCAGCCGAAGAGGAACAAGUCGAAGAAGAUAAAGAGAAACAGCUCCAAGAACUAGAAAAAGAAAUGGAAGCCCUCCAAGGCGACGGUGUCCAUCUGGAGAACGGCGAUGGGGCCGUAGUCACCAGCAAAGGCAAAGGCAAAAAGAAGGAGGAAGAGAAAAAGGAGGAGGAAGAAGUCACCGAAGGGCCAAAGCCAAUGUUGCCGUAUUCCUCAAUGUUCAUAUUAUCACCAACAAAUCCCAUACGACGUGGCGCCCAUUGGGUGGUUAAUUUACCAUAUUUUGAUUUCUUCAUAAUGGUCGUCAUAUCAAUGUCAUCAAUAGCAUUAGCAGCCGAAGAUCCCGUUCGUGAGAACUCGAGGCGAAAUAAGAUCUUAAAUUACUUUGAUUAUGCAUUUACCGGCGUAUUCACGAUAGAAAUGUUGCUGAAAAUUGUAGACUUGGGUGUCAUCCUACAUCCUGGCAGCUAUUUAAGAGAAUUCUGGAAUAUUAUGGAUGCUGUGGUCGUUAUAUGCGCUGCUGUUAGUUUCGGUUUCGAUAUGAGCGGUAGCAGCGCUGGACAAAAUUUGUCCACUAUCAAAUCGCUUCGGGUGCUGCGCGUCCUGCGUCCAUUGAAGACAAUUAAACGUGUUCCAAAAUUGAAAGCCGUCUUCGAUUGCGUCGUGAAUUCAUUAAAAAAUGUUGUUAACAUUCUAAUCGUGUACAUAUUGUUUCAAUUUAUAUUUUCUGUUAUUGGUGUACAAUUGUUCAAUGGAAAGUUUUUUUAUUGUACGGACGAGAGUAAACAUACUUCCGAAGAGUGCCAGGGUUCGUAUUUCAAAUACGAGGAAGAUGAGCUGCUGCCCAAACAGGAGAUGCGCGUGUGGAAGCCACGCAGCUUCCACUACGACAACGUCGCCGCUGCCAUGUUGACGCUGUUCGCCGUACAGACCGGCGAAGGAUGGCCACAGGUCUUGCAACACUCAAUGGCUGCCACUUAUGAAGAUAGGGGUCCAAUCCAAAAUUUCCGGAUCGAAAUGUCCAUCUUUUAUAUAGUAUAUUUUAUUGUAUUUCCAUUCUUCUUCGUCAACAUAUUCGUCGCCUUGAUUAUCAUAACAUUUCAAGAGCAAGGCGAAGCUGAAUUGCAAGAUGGUGAAAUUGACAAAAAUCAGAAAUCGUGUAUUGAUUUUACAAUCGGAGCUCGACCACUGGAGCGAUAUAUGCCCAAAAAUCGAAAUACUUUUAAGUAUAAAGUGUGGCGUAUCGUUGUCUCUACACCCUUCGAAUACUUCAUAAUGAUGCUGAUUGUGUUCAAUACGCUGCUGUUAAUGAUGAAGUAUCAUAAUCAAAGCGAGAUGUAUGAAAAGUCACUGAAAUACAUCAACAUGGGAUUCACAGGCAUGUUCAGUGUUGAAACUGUUCUAAAGAUAAUUGGAUUCGGUUUCAAGAACUUUUUCAAGGAUCCAUGGAACAUUUUUGAUCUAAUUACGGUAUUGGGCAGCAUUGUGGAUGCUCUCUGGAUGGAAUUCGGGCACGAUGAUUCGAACUCAAUCAACGUUGGCUUCCUGCGUUUGUUUCGUGCGGCGCGUCUUAUCAAAUUGCUUCGACAAGGAUAUACAAUACGAAUUCUCCUGUGGACCUUUGUACAAUCAUUUAAAGCACUUCCAUAUGUUUGUUUGCUUAUUGCAAUGCUAUUUUUUAUAUACGCCAUUAUUGGCAUGCAGGUAUUCGGAAAUAUCAAACUAGGUACAGUGGAAAAUUCUAUUACUAGGCACAACAACUUCCAGUCAUUUGAACAAGGCGUCAUGUUGCUUUUCAGAUGUGCGACGGGCGAGGCGUGGCCAAAUAUAAUGCUGGCCUGCCUGAAGGGAAAGGCCUGCGACGACGAUGCCGAGAAGGGUGCUGGAGAGUACUGCGGCUCGACUUUGGCCUACGCCUAUUUCGUAUCGUUUAUAUUCUUUUGUUCGUUUCUAAUGUUGAAUCUGUUCGUGGCCGUCAUCAUGGAUAAUUUUGAUUAUCUAACGAGGGACUCCAGUAUAUUGGGUGCUCAUCACUUAGACGAAUUUGUGCGCAUAUGGGCGGAAUAUGAUCCAAAUGCGACUGGUAGAAUUCAUUACACGGAAAUGUAUGACAUGCUGAAAAAUAUGGAUCCUCCAUUGGGUUUCGGUAAUAAGUGUCCCAACCGGCUUGCCUACAAGAAACUAAUACGGAUGAAUAUGCCAUUGGACGAUGAAUUGAGAGUCCAAUUCACGACGACGUUAUUUGCUCUGAUUCGGGAGAAUCUUAGCAUUAAAAUGCGAGCGCCUGAGGAAAUGGACCAGGCGGACCUAGAGCUCAGGGAAACCAUCACCAACAUCUGGCCAUUGCAGGCCAAGAAAAUGUUGAAUCUGCUCGUUCCACCCAUCGAUCAGUUGAACAAGGGCAAACUGUCAGUUGGUAAAAUCUAUGCAGGUUUUCUCAUAUUGGAAUCCUGGAGAAAUACAAGAUUCGGCCAGAUUGAUUCAGGCAUGCCGAAUUGGAAGGAGCGGAAGAAGCCCGAAGAUGAUGAUGAUCGUAAAUAUAGCCCAACGGCCGUCGAGGAGCCGAAACAAUCAUUCUUUAAUUGCCUGCUCGAUAUGGCAGCCCUUGACAAAGGAGGAUCGCGACAGGGCUCGAUAAGUUUUGAGCCAAAUGGGGAAGGAGGCGCCAACUCACAAACACAUUUGUUAGCAAGCACUUAUCACGCUAAUGGUGAUGUCGAACACAACAGUUUGGCAACACUAGCACGUCGGAGUACGAUCAGAAAGCGAUCAGUUAGAAACAAAAAGGUGAAUAAGUUUGAUAAACUCCAAGCGAUGCUGGAUCUGCAAGAUUCGUCGAGACAUCCAUCGCAGGAAUCGCUGACCGGUCCCGAUGCUGGCCAUUUACAUCCUGGACAUUCGUAUAUCAAUGGCCAUCGGCACUCGCCUAGCUUGAGACACAACGGCUCUCCUUUGGCCAGAUCGCCAAGUCCCAGACGACGCGGCCAUCAAUACAUACAUCAUGAUAUCGGAUUCUCCGAUACCGUAUCUAAUGUUGUAGAGAUGGUCAAGGAGACUCGACAUCCUAGGCACGGCAACAAUCAUCCACGGUAUCCAAGAGGUUCAUGGUCAGCAUCGACAAGUCCGGCCCGUUCGCCCUCGCCUUCUCGUUAUGGUGGUCAUUUGUCUCGCAGUAAACGCACUCAACUGCCUUAUCCCACAUAUGGGACAACAAGUUUAUGUCAAAGAUCACGAUCGCCGAGUCCCGCUCGACUUCAGGAGAUGCGUGAACGAGACAGACUUGGUUAUGGGAUUGAUAUGGGUGGCGCCCAUGUACAGCACAGCUACCCAACGUUGGCCUCUCGUCGUGCUGGCAUCGGACGACGCCUACCACCGACUCCGAGCAAACCGUCAACCCUUCAGCUUAAGCCAACCAACAUUAAUUUUCCAAAGCUGAAUGCGAGUCCAACCCACACGCAUCACUCAACACCCCACAGUGUUCACUCGCUGCCGCAUCACCGAGAUCUUUUGCGGGAUCCGAGAGACGUGUAUUAUAGUAGUAGAGAGCGAGAACGUGAUCGGGAACGUUUCAGAGAUCGAGAUCGGUUGCACGAGUACGACGUGCGUUACGAGUAUCGGGAUCGGGAACGAGAGUUGUACGAACGUGAACGAGACCGUGAGCGGGAAGUGGAAAGAGAAAGACUGGAAUAUAUAGCACCGUUGUCCUUUGAGCAAGCGUUAGCUAUGGGCCGAACGGGUCGUGUACUGCCAUCUCCAGUUCUAAAUGGUUUUAAGCCAAAGAGCGGACUUAAUACUCGACACUCCGAUUCGGAUGAGGAGGAUUGGUGCUAGCAAAGGCUUUGAUUGCGAUCG
Drosophila hydei is the source of this 6391-nucleotide messenger RNA. RefSeq names its product voltage-dependent calcium channel type A subunit alpha-1 (gene cac). Lineage: Eukaryota; Metazoa; Arthropoda; Insecta; Diptera; Drosophilidae. Gene Ontology annotation, molecular function: calcium ion binding; high voltage-gated calcium channel activity. The record is from RefSeq and is a predicted model, not a curated record. Bases 179 to 6370 code for a protein of 2063 amino acids. The transcript has 38 exons. Gene Ontology annotation, biological process: calcium ion import across plasma membrane; chemical synaptic transmission. Gene Ontology annotation, cellular component: voltage-gated calcium channel complex; membrane.